Molecule: messenger RNA, 2865 nt
Organism: Patella vulgata (common limpet)
Lineage: Eukaryota; Metazoa; Mollusca; Gastropoda; Patellidae
Product: nicotinamidase
Exons: 6
Coding region: 244-1098 (284 amino acids)
Source: RefSeq, a predicted model, not a curated record
AACAGAUUGACAAAUUACUAGUACAUGUAGUUCGACACGACUUUGACAAGCCGUCUGCGUGUGUCGGUCAGCUAGCUUUGUGUCUGUUUUCAAGCGGCGCUAAUUGUAGACAGAUUACAGCGUAAAUUUAGUUUGUGUGAACAGUGGAAUCGAAGUGGUCACGACCUCUCUGAUGAGAACAAGUUGUAUCUAUGCCAGCUAAUAAUCGGGACGUUUCAUAAACGAACAGAAGUUUGUGCGGAAAUGGUACCUUGUUACUUUUUUAUUUUCUCGGCAUUGUGUCUUUGGGGAGUGAAUUCUAAAAAUGCUCUACUCAUCAUAGAUGUCCAAGACUGCUUUCUGAAAGGUGGUAAUUUGGCAGUGCCAGGAGGCAAUGAUAUCAUACCAGUUAUCAACAGCAUCAGGAAUGAUUACAAGAACAGCUUAGACUUGGUCGUAUUCUCCCAAGAUUGGCAUUGUUCUGAUCAUGUUUCGUUUGCCUCUCAACAUACAGGAUAUCAACCCGGUCAAACAAUUAAUUUAACUUAUAACUCACAAGGUGAGCUGUGUUACGGUGAAGCGGUUGGUAGCGAGUUCGUUUAUGCCGUUAAUUGUUCUACGGUAUCUACCCAUGUCAUUCAAACAUUAUGGCCAGACCACUGUAUUAAAAAUAUCUCACAAGGACCUACCUCAUCCAAGUUAGACCCCGGUUUGAUCCGAGAAGAUGCCGAUGUCAUUAUUUACAAAGGACAGAAGUGUGGGAUUGACGCCUAUUCAGCCUUCUAUGAUAAUGCGAAGAUAACCCAAACUCGACUCAACUCUGUUCUUAAAGACAACGAAAUAACGAGAGUAUUUAUUACAGGGAUGGCCUCUGAUUUUUGUGUAUAUUAUACUGCUUUAGACGCUAAAACCCUUGGUUAUGAAACGUUUGUGGUGAAAGAUGCUGCACGAGGUGUAGCUAAUGAGAGUAUUGCGGCCGCUGCACGGGACAUGACAACUAAAGGCAUUAACCUGAUCCUGUCAACAGAUUUAAAGGAAUCUUUAUCAACAAGCAGUGGGAAUAUCAUAGUACCAACAUGUAUCUACAUGUAUUUAAUUACAAGUUAUAUUUAUAUAUAAAACUAUGAAAACAGAAAAUGGUUGGCGUUGUAAGUCCACACUAUUAAUAAAUAUGUAAUCCUCUAAUACGGUUACAAUGUCUAUGACUCCUCCCACCCCCUACACUUUGUUCAGUGUAUUAUAUAUUUAGUUACGUUUACAAGAAUGCAGAUAAGCUUAAAUGUUAUAUAUACCUAGGGAUGAGGCGUGGGGCGUGGGCACACCUCUUGUGCCGUGAGGGGAAUAUUGCCCGGACAUCUUCGCAACGGUCUACACUUACUUGGAAACCCAACUGUUAAGGAUUCUUUUACGUGCACGCCAUGAUAAUGAUCUUGCUAAAAACAAAUAUGUAUCAAUUAGUAACAUACAAAAAGGCACAUUAUGAUAACGUGCAUGCUUAUUAUUUUAUAAAUUAGUAACAUACAAAAAGGAACAUUAUGAUAACGUGCAUGCUUAUUAUUUUAUAAUUUAGUAACAUACAAAAAGGAACAUUAUGAUAACGUGCAUGCUUAUUAUUUUAUAAUUUAGUAACAUACAAAAAGGAACAUUGUGAUAAUUCGCAUGCUUAUUAUUUUAUAAUUUAGUAAUAUACAAAAAGGCAUACUAUGAUAAUGAUCUUACUUAUUAUUGUAUAAUCUAGUAACAAACAAAAAGGCAUAAUAUUUAUGAAAAUGAGCAUGCUUAUUUUUUAUAAUUUAGUAACAUACAAAAAUGCAUAAUAUUUAACAUAAUGAGCAUGCUAAUUUUUUAUACUUUAGCAACAUAGAAAAAUAACUAAAAUAUACUUAUCAUAAUUAGCAUAAUUAUUUUUUUUUAAAUUUAGCAACAAAGAAAAAUAAAUAUUAUAUAAUUUUCGGUCACAUUUUUCAAUAUUUGGACAAAAGGACUAGAUCGAGACUACCAAUCGAUUAUAACACGGGCCUUAUGGGAUUAUUUGUUUAAUGUGGGUGAUAUCCAUCUUUAUUAGAAAUAGCACGUCUGUAGGUUAAAUAGGCUAGUGUUUGAAUAGCUUUAUUUAACGUCCGCUUCCACCGAAUUGAUAUCGCAGACAAGUGCUUCUGGUGUUCGUUUUACGUCCGCUUCCUAAGAGACUUGCCUGAGGAGUAGGGUCGCCCGUUCAACCUCGUGGGUUUUCUCCGGGUCCCCCGGUUUCCUUCCAUUGCCAAAGACCCCCUACGUACAACCGAAUUAAUGAAACAAUAAAAAAAAAACAGUGAACCAUAUGUUAGUCACGAUAUAACCUAGUUUGUGUUGAGUGCACGUAAAACACAAUUUCACUCUCUCUAACCACUUUCUAUACAUAAUAAACACAAGGUUAGAAUCUUGAUCACGUGUGUGAUUUGAUGACAAAUAUAUUUAUUAGUAUAAGGCCUAAGUUUGUAAAUCAAUGAUAUCAGGUUAACAGUGGAACAAACAUAUAAAUGACACGUCUAAAACAAAUAAAUCUCAGACAAUCUGGCGAUUUAUAAGUCCUUUAACAAGAAUUUUUAACAGACAUACCGUCAUGCGUGGGUGGAUGAUGGCAGUAUACACCUCCAUGCAUUCUGGGUGUAAAAAAGUAUGGUCACUUAUAGGAACUGUUAAAAGCUUUACAAUUUAAAUGAUAUAAUUGAGACUACAGGAAUCGCGAAGUACAUUCUUUCAUUGUAUUCUUAAGAAGGUAAUUUAAUUGUGUUUAACGAAGUAAUUUUACGAUAAAUGUCCACUGUUUUUAAAAUUCCAUUCAUUAUAUUUGUACACUAUAUACAACGCAUGGUAUUGGUGAAUAAAUAAAUUAAUAUAUAGUUA